This is a messenger RNA of Pundamilia nyererei, 1221 nucleotides long. It is a transcript of the gene cnpy4, whose product is annotated as canopy FGF signaling regulator 4. The transcript is spliced from 6 exons. Lineage: Eukaryota; Metazoa; Chordata; Actinopteri; Cichliformes; Cichlidae. Bases 121 to 786 code for a protein of 221 amino acids. The record is from RefSeq and is a predicted model, not a curated record.
GUUAUGACGUACUACGCACGCGCAGUUUAAAUUCGCCGUCAAAUACGCCGAUGUGGCUCCUGUGCCUUUAAACUCGUGGUAGUUUGACUUUUCCCGCAGGUUUUAAAGCGAACCGCUGCAAUGAAAUUUGCCGUUGUGUCUUUGUUUUGGCUCUGCGGCUUUAUUUCGGCGGAAGAAAACGAGAGGCUGCCGAAUAAAUGCGAAGUGUGUAAGUUUCUGACAGUCGAGCUGCAGGACGCUCUGGAGAAAACCGCUCGCUCCCGUGAAGUCUUGGAGGUCGGAGAAGUGUUGGGCACCGGCAAAAGGAGGAAAAAGAUCAAAUACAACACCUCGGAAACUCGGCUGACUGAGGCUGUAGACAACAUAUGCGAGCGCAUCCUGGAGUAUAAUGUUCAUGCAGAGAGGCCUGGCAGCCUGAGAUAUGCUAAGGGCUCCAGUCAGACCAUGACGACCCUGAAGAAUCUGGUACACAAAGGGGUUCAAGUGGACUUGGGGAUGCCGUACGAGCUGUGGGACGAGCCCUCUGUGGAGGUGACAGACAUGAAAAAACAGUGUGAGACGAUGCUGGAGCAGUAUGAGGAUGUGGUGGAGAACUGGUACUUCCAUCAUCAGGACCAGAGGCUGGAGAAUUUCCUCUGUGAGAACCACGUCCUCGAGACAUCAGAGCAAGAGUGUCUAAAGGAGGUGUGGAAAGGAGACAUAGGGGACAAAGAAGGAGCUGAGGAGGAGACAAGUGUGGAGGAGGAGGUAGAAGAGGGAAAGAUUCAUGAUGCCGGGGAGCUUUGAAGAAGACAAGGGGAACAAAGAAGACAACACUACACCUCAGUUACAGGUUUUUCUAACUGCAAACUGGUGGACAGAAGCUGAAAUCGUUUGAGAGGGUUUCAAAUAUUCAGUAAAAGUUACACUUAGAUAUAUAGCUUUACGAUGAACACGUGCAACAUGACACUUUAUAGGAUUUAACCCUAAACGUCUUCCAUUAUUUUGUAUGUGUGGCCUUUCUGAACUGUUACAGCGCUCCCUGUGAGGUUUUAAACCUUUAUCUUUAAUAUUUGAAUGUUAGAUCAUCAUGUGACUUCUCCCUUUGCCACAGUCAUGGUACAUAUCAGUAUUGUUGUAUCCCUAAUUGCAGACUUGAAGUGCAGUAUGUACAGUUUUUUUUCAUGUUUAAUAAAAUACUACUUUUACAGUGCCUCUGUACAAAAUCACUCAUGAAAUACA